UGGGACCACAGAGAACACGACGACAUUAUUCUCCGAAAUCCUCCAAAUCCUCUAUCGCUGGUCACAAUCGGCUCCUUGGGCGCCUCACGUCACGAACGCCGAUCGCGUUUUCGCCUUUUACCGGCGACGGCGCAUGCGCGCGGCAUCGCUUGCCUCAAAGGCAUCAAAGCGUGCGCCGCCGCCUGCACCUCCACUGCGGACGGUCAGUAACGCGCCGAGUCUCGUCGCGAGAGGGUGGUUUUUUUCGUUCGUCGUCCGCGCUCACUUGGCGCCAAAAUUGGAGCAGAGCGCAUCAGCCCGCGUGGUCUCUCGCGCGUGUCUUAAUUAAUAUCGCCUCGACUGAGACGAGUAGUAUCGGACGAUAGAGUGUCGGACGAGCGCGGAGUUGCUGCAUAUUAAAUAAGUGCUAAGAGAGAGAACACGUCGUCAUGGGUACCGUGUGUUGUGCCCCGCGGGUGUAGUGCGAUCGGACAAGAGGGAUAAAAAGAGAAAGAGAGAUCAGCGAACGGGGUACGCUGAGAAAGGACAGAGGAUAAGGAACGCGUGGGCUAAAACCCGCGGCCAAGGUGAAGUCUCAUCGUGGAGGAGCGCGAAACGGAGAAGGGAAAGACAGCGGCACACACGGAGACGAUAAUGCGGAGCCGUUGCUUCCGUUUUCAGCGACAGGACGACGUUCGGAUCCGCUCGUAAUCGAGCGGGGAGACCUAACAAGUCAGAAAUGACGCGAAGAAAAACGUUCAUCUUCAUAUUGGGAGUAGGUAUAGGUACUUUGUUGCUACUCUUCGACAAUGCGAUCGCAGAAGUUACGGAAGCAUCCGUUGUAUCGGAAAAUUCGGAGUCUCAAAAAGCAUCGACUCUCCAAGGAUCCGCGAUUCUAACAAGAACCUCUUCAAUCCAUCAAAAUCGGUCAUUCGCAGAAAAGGAUGGGAAAAAUAUCGAACUGACAAAUCAGAAGACUCAUGACAGGGAAGAUAGAUCACACGAUAGUAUCACCGACAGCGCAAGUCGAGUCGGAGAAAAAGACGACGUACCAACUCACGUGGAAAAAUCGGACGAUGAAUCCGAAAGUUUAUCGUCGGAUGGAAACAGGAAGUCGCGGCAUGGAGAAAUUGCUGCUGAAAGCUCUGGGAAAAGCACCAGCACAAAAGUUGUCUCCGAAGAUCUUCUCAGACACUCCAGGAAGAACGAGUUGACUAUAGCGACCGCGAAACCAGCUUUCAAUGAUUCGAAGCAAGAUGAUAAGAACUUAGAAAGUGCCAGGGUUCAGGAAUCUUCUAACCGUGAGGAAAUAUCCAAUAUGACCAAAACUAUGCCCCCAAAGGAAAAUAAUGUUAACGAAAAGUUAAUCGCGAAUGUUAUGGAAAGCUCGGAGUCUAAAGACGUGGAGAAGGAGUCUUCCGUUAAAGAAGAAAAGAAAGACGCAACUGCGAACAAACAAGUGAUAUCGAUCGUUAAGUCUGUUGAAGAUUUUUCCCCGACAUCCGAGGACGCUAUUAAAUUUGAAGAAAAGAAAGAAAAAAUUAUAAAGCUCGAUAAGGAAGCUCUUUUGAAGAUCGAGCCGAACAAAGAUAAAAAUACAAUUUUGACUGACUUUAAAGAGGAGAUAAAGGCUCGUACAGUGGAGCCUCAUGAUCGAGAACCAAUUACAAUGCGCGGUGAAAAUUUCCCAGGAUAUAAAAAAAAUGCCAACGAUUUAGGAACGACGGCAUCAGAAGCGCUCGAUUUAGAGAACAUCGAUGAGAAAGGAUACGAAGGAACCAUUUCGUUAAUUAAUGACACGUAUGUGAACUACAAUCGUUUUUAUAAGACUACGACGGAGAAAGAUUUCAAAGCCAGUCCGGGGGAUCAUUCGACUGGCAUGAAUGAACCACAUGGGGAUCCAAAAGAAGAAGUAGAGAUCGUUAAGAACGUGACUCACUUACCGAUAUUGAAAAUGGUGACUAUUACAAACGAUACCGCAAAGAACGAUUCUCACAUCAAUGAACUGAGCAAUCAGGAUGAAACUGUUUAUGAUAAGAAGAAAGAAGCAGUUGACGCAAAAGAUGAAAAUUUUCGCGAGAAAAGCGUAGACUCCUCAAUUUCUAACACAACUAAGAGUACAGAUAAUAUAGAAGAAUGGAAAUCGGUAGGGGAACCUGAGAGCCAGGUGAAGUUGCCCGAAGUAACAACUCAAACCGUACGAUUUGAAGAGCUUAACUCAUCUAUUCCUAGUCCAGUUCCACAAGGUAGAACUAUCGGAUUUUCCGGAGUUAACAAGUUUCCGAAUAUUGAAAUGAAAUCUACACCGUCUACAGGAACUGAUGGAGAAUUACUGGUCACUCAGAGCUUGCGAAAUAGCACGGAAAAGAUGGAUCAAAGACCUUAUCCAUAUCUAAAAUCUAGGGAGCCAUUCCAAGUAACAACGGUAGCUAGCUUGAAAUUAAACGAAGACGGUGAUGUUACUUCCGCUUACGAGAAUACAAUUGGACGAGGAGAAUCCGAAAAGAAGCUCGUUAUCACUGAACCUUCCGUCGUGAUCGAGAAUAGCAUUCAACAGCAUAAGUCGAGCAAGAAAAAUGUAAACGAGUCUACGAAUUCGACGACGAAAAACCUUCCUUUUUUGCCAGUGACAACGAUUCCGGUAGUCUCGACCGGUGUAGUAACAACGAACGAAACAUUUCCGGAAGGAUUUAUUAAUGACAGCGCGAAGGCCACGGAAAUGAAACGCUCGAAAUCGAACGAGAAUGACACGCCAGGUGCGAAAGAGAAGGAGAAAGUGAUUGUAAGUAGAGACGAAGGCUACGACGUGACUGGAAAUGGAAUAACGGAAGUGAGCCUGACUCCGGAUGGCAAGGAAGUGAAAUCACAUUCCGUCGAAGCGAUGGAAUCGUCAACGUCGCGUUCCGUGGAAACGAAUACACCUAAGACGGUAUCUCUGAAUACGGAUGUUCAAAUGGAACCGGAAGAAGCUAUGAUGAUUCGUUCAACUUUUGCCGUUACCGAGUCCACGAGCAUGAUUCCUUUAGGCAAGAACGCGACGACAGAAGCGAACAGAUCCAGAACUUCGACGACAUCGGUAGCAGACGCCUACACAAUCGCCCCGAUGAUUCUCGAGAAUUCCACAGAAUCGGCAUCGAAAAUGAACGUCACUCUGCAGCCUGCUUUGAGUGUUAAUCAAACCACUGAAUCUCUCUCUGCCACUUUAAAUCCCGACGAAUCCUCGAUCCCAACAACUACGUCUAUCGAAUUCGAGUUCGUCAGUCUCACGGAGGCAACGUCUUCGGGAAAUAACGCGACCGAGAGGAACACUGAAGGACGAACCUUCGAAGAACAAACGAUGUCUUCGAGAAUCACGACAAUUCAAGAGACAUCCGCAACGAACAAUUCAACGGAGGACGCGAUCACCACGACGAAGUCGCAGGAAUCGACUGAACUUCCGGUGACAACCGAAAACGGAACUCCAACGACGAAAGUAUCGGAUGUGUACCAUGCGGAUAACGAAACAACUACAAGUCCAUCAGUUAUCCAGACUACUUCUGAGAGCCAAAAUAAUCACACGGAGUUUACGAGGAACGAAGUUACUAUAAGCGUUAUCGAUUCCACCAGUGCCGCAGGAGUCUCCGGCAUCACCGAAGAUCCUUCAGAGUCUAAGGAUUCAAGUUUUGAUACGAACAUUACCGAAACGUCUGCCCCAGGCGCAACAGAACUUCCGCCGAGUACGGGUGUCAGGACAACGCAGCCUACAACGAACGUAACAAAAGGCCCUUCGGCUACAAGUACUUUAGAGCCGAGAGUACUCUGGAGUACGGCGGGUUUUACGGAAUCAUCCGAGGAAGAGAUAACGGAAAGUAUCCAGACCUUGUCACCGGAGGAGGUCACUUUGUUAGUUAAAAUAGUCAUCGAGGGCACUUUACACGAGGUCUGUUCUCGAUUGCAAGACUUGAGGAAAGCGCUUGCGGAUGUCCUCAGGGAUGGACUGGACAAGCAAGUAUUGCCGAGCCAAAUUAUGAUCCAUCAAAAUCCUUGUGGCGAAUUGAAUUCGUCACCGACACCCGCAGAGGUUCCUCUAACUUCGAUUCUGGUUUACGUUGUCGACGAGAAUGGCAGGUUCGACGUUGCCAUGACGAAGAUUCUACCAAGUUUAUACAAGGUGUCUCCCAACUUCCCAGUGAGAAUACACAAGUUCCUUUUGAUGCCGGAAACGGAUUCCGGAAAUGCAAUAGCGGUUGUCGUGGUUUCCUCCGUGGCCUUUAUUUGCCUGGUUCUACUAGCUGGCCUUCUGUUCAUAAUGAGAAAGAGGCAAACGAGGUUCAAUUACGGAGAACGGUGCCGGCCAGUAUCCUUGGACGCCUAUAGCCUCGACAGCGUUUCGGCGUACAAUAGCGUAAGGCGCAAAGGUGCGGCGAGAGCCUCCAAGAGAAGUUACGGCAAUCCGACUUUCGAAGAUUCGAGCGCCAUUCCCUCUCAUCCCCUCAACUUUGCCGGGCUUUCAUCUUUCUGUAACGACGUUAAUGCAAUCAAUGAAGAGUUCGCGGGCAUACCCCAGGUUUCGGCGAAAAUAGACGAGCUGCCCCCGGGAGCGGAAGUGAAGAAUAGGUAUGCGAACGUGAUACCGCUUCCGGAGACGAGGGUGCCGUUACAGAGGCUGAACAAUGACGCCUUGACCGAGUACAUCAACGCCAGUUACGUGCGGGGGCCUAAGAAUGCUACAAAGUAUUAUAUCGCGUGCCAAGCGCCAAUAGAGUCGACCGUUACCGACUUUUGGCGAAUGAUUUGGGAGCAGCAGUGCAAGGUGAUUAUCAUGCUGACCGAUCUCGUUGAGAACGAAGUGGAAAAAUGUACGGAAUACAUUCCACCUUCGGAGGUAACUGACUGUCACCGACUUUAUGGUGAUUUCCAAGUCACUUUGAAGAAGCGGGAAACCAAAGAGAAAUACGCUAUUUCUACACUUCAUUUGAAGAAUCUAGAGAACAAUACAUUCCGUGAGGUGUUUCACAUUUGGUACCUAUGGCCAGUGAGUGGCGUUCAAUCAGACGGUGCAGGCCUAAUAGCGGUGCUUCUCGAGGCGAGAGCACUCCAGCGAGGUGGCCCUGGGCCCAUCGUGGUUCAUUGUAGUCCUGGCACAGGACGCACUGGCACGCUAAUAGCUCUCGACCUAGGAAUUAGACAAUAUGAAAUUACGAGGACGGUGGAUGUGCCGAGGGUCGUUUACACCAUCAGGAGAGACCGGGCUGGCGCAGUCCAGACUAAGGAGCAAUACGCUUUCAUAUACAAGGCACUAAACCUUUAUGCGACAAAACUCGCCGGUGGCGUGCUAGAGUCAACGUGAAGCAGAAGAUCUGCAAGAAUGGACUUCAAUUAAAAUAACAAGGGUCGACCGUUUGCUUAAUAAGUAGUGUGUGCAUGUAUGUGAAAUCGAAAGGAGCUUUUAUCUAAAAAAGAUUUUUGCAUGAAUAGAAAAAUGCGCUGGCUGUAAAGCAAACUAGAAAAAUGCACUGCUGACUAAAAGAGUAAACUACAAAGAUGCCAAAUAUUGUUUGAAUUAAGAAUAUAAAUAUUCUAAUAUCGCAAA
Messenger RNA from Pogonomyrmex barbatus (red harvester ant), 5551 nucleotides. RefSeq lists its product as uncharacterized. Gene Ontology annotation, biological process: protein dephosphorylation; signal transduction. Lineage: Eukaryota; Metazoa; Arthropoda; Insecta; Hymenoptera; Formicidae. Gene Ontology annotation, molecular function: protein tyrosine phosphatase activity; protein kinase binding. Gene Ontology annotation, cellular component: cytosol; cell junction; plasma membrane. The record is from RefSeq and is a predicted model, not a curated record.